Molecule: messenger RNA, 3093 nt
Organism: Colletes gigas
Lineage: Eukaryota; Metazoa; Arthropoda; Insecta; Hymenoptera; Colletidae
Exons: 8
Coding region: 948-2114 (388 amino acids)
Cellular component (GO): dystrophin-associated glycoprotein complex; sarcolemma
Source: RefSeq, a predicted model, not a curated record
CGUUGCGUUGUUUAUCAUUCCGCGAGGAUUUUCGUUGUCGAUCCAUCGAUCUGGUGCAACAACGACGAUUUCAGUGAACGUCUCCAAGACCAGAGACUGACCGUCGGUUGUCAUCGUGACAGCGGCCAAGCCGCUUGGCACCGUUUCGUUCGAUCGGUGGGAGUCGUUCGUUGGUGUUCAGUUUCAGCGGGAAACGGUCCACGUCGAGCAUCUUCGCGCGUUUUCCGUUCCACGUGCUCGCUGUGAUCUACAACUGUGAACGAUUUAUGCUCGCCAGAUUGUCCUGGAUUUCUAUUUCGACCGCACGCGGAACGGAUUUCUGCCCGAAAAUCGGUAACUCGGUCCUCCGCGGAAUCGUGGAUCGUCGAGAAGGAGCGCAUUCGCGAUAAACCGAGAAGAACUAUGAUUCCAAGAUUACAUAACUGGCUGCUUAGUGAAUUCGUAUGAUAUCUGCAUCGUAAUUCUACCUGAAUCGUCAUCGACCAUUCGCCGUGACCUGAAUAGUAAAUCUUGGCGGGAAUCGAUGGGACGAACCAUCCUCGUGCUUCCAUGAAAUUUAACGGAUAACUCGUUCUUUAGAGGUUUACGGGGUGCUGGAUGACGGACACGUGGCUGGUCACGUGGACAGAGCAUCGGAGAAAUCGACGAGCGCUGAUCACGGCGAUUCUUUCUCAUUCCGGGACAACGAGGAAUCCGACGCGUGACUUACGAUACGUCGGAGUAGAUUAAGAGAAAUUUCCACGUCAAGUUGUCUGUGGAAUCGGUUUCGUGAGUCAUACGCAGCUCGAGGAUCGUGCAUCGCGCAGGUGUGCUUCCGGGAAGUUGAAGAUUUGUGGUCGAAGAGCAACGAAUAGCAUACGUGGUUUCUCUGCCCGUGAAACGAAAUCUCGAUAUGAGCUGACACCGGUUCUUCAGCCGCCGGAAGUGGAAAAAGGAAUAAGUGCAGGAUGCCGGGUGAGGUGCGCGCGCAGCCCUUAUGCUCUAGCACAUACAGUGGUAGCACGAUGCAACCGGACGAGGAGAUUCAGUACGCGCCAAGGAGCCGUCCUGUCAGCUUUUACGAUAAUUUUAAGGACGUGCCCAUGGUGACACCUUGCGUGACUUCCGCUUUAAGCGCUGACAAUUUGAGUCAGGUCCGCGACAACAAUAUCAGCACGUCGAUGGCCGCGGCCAAUAACAACAAUAAUAACAAUAGAGUCAGCAACGCGGUCAGCGCUGGUAACGUCUCAAAGAUCCACAGUGCUAAAGUUACUGGUGCAGUGUCGACGGGUAACAUCGGUAGAAUCUACCGGCUCGAGAAGGACAAGGAACUAGGCCGAGCCCCGUCGAUGGCCAAUUGUUUGUCAACCACGGUUCCCGUUAAUCUGGCGGCCUCGCAAAUUGCUGGUCGACACACACCUACGAGGAAUUCCCUCAGGCACAGCAGGAUGAUCGUUCUGCAUCGUAGCGGGCAUCGACCACAGAAAUUCCUGCCGCCGUUGGUUUAUCAUUGGCGACUGGGACGGUGCUUGGCCGCGCUGCAAACGAUCAUCGGCGUCGCGGUGACAUCGUUAUCGUUAUGGUUGCUGCUCUGGGCACCUCAUCUACCCGUCGCGGAUAAUCCUUACUGGAGCGGAAUGCCGUUGUUGCUUUCGGGCAGCUUUGGAAUUUGCUUGCUGUGCUGCUUCAAGAAAGAGUAUCCAGGCAUGAGUCCUGGAUUCUGCCUCUCCUCGACCAAGGUGCUCAGUGUGUUCCUGGCGACUUUGGCAACGGUGACCUGUUCCAUCGCAUGCGUGUUCUCGGCGAUGCACCUGAUGCGCCUGAAGGGACUGGAAUGCAACCCUGCACGUCUGCCAAGCGUCACUUGCGUCUGCAGAUCGCCCGAAGGCGCGACAAAUUCCACCGAAACGGCGGUCAAAUACAUGGACCUGAACUGUCCGGAGGUCGAGAGCAUCCUGACGAUUCUUUUGAUCUUCUCUUGCACCUGCAACGCUUUCGGUGCCUUUCUAGCCGGCUGGUACACGUACCUUCACUGGAGCACCAGGAACAAAAGGCCCAAGUACAUGCAAGUGAGAACCAGCCACAACUUUGUCACCGGCAGGCCCAUAUACAAUCCGAAUCUGAACGAACGAUGACAAUUUUAUCAAGACACGGACGAGGAUGCCUCUUAUCUUCGGUACUCCUCGUUAACGAUCAACGACGGAGCGUUUUAGCUCCACGACUACUGGUACCUCAACGACAAUAGAUUACCCAAACGACAAUAACGAGUCUUAUCGAAUUUCGGUGUAAAUCUUCGAAAUGGAAGAACUGUUUCUCGACUUUGGAUUCAAAAGAUCCCCGAUCCGUUAAAAUACUUAUUAGGACAAAGUCAAUAAAUCGUGCGUACGACGUUCGUCGAAGAACGACCGCGAGGUAGGUUAGAGAUCGGAACAAGACCAAAAACAAUUAGUGAACCGAGUAACGUACCGAUCAACGGAUCUUCAGGAACGAAACGAGUCGUUGAUCGUUUACGUUAAUCGUCGUAAUGUGUUCUUAAUAUUUAUUGUACCGUGAACGAUGCACAUCGUUAAGUAGAUGAUAAGAUUUUUAGCGUGUUUGUGGCGACGAUCAAACCUUGCAUUUAACGACACGUGAAUGCACAGUGGUGUCGACGAACGUUUACAAUAUGGCAAUUACUGGACAAACCAAAGUUUCGUCUACGCGAUUGGAGCAGAAAGUGUGAACGCGGAUACAUAUCACUGAAUUGUAUUUAAUUUAGACGGAAGAAAAUUUGUCAUUUUAUCGUCGAGAAAUAUUUACACGGGGCAGAACCGGAUCGAACAAAUUACCGAAAAUGAUUUACUUCCGUAACGAAUGGAAAAUUCUAGCCCCGAACGAAGAUAAUAAUUAAACGGAUAACGGGUCACUCCGCGUGCGAUCGAUUUCCACGUGGAUCGUCAGUAUUUUAGGUGUAAUUGAUAAAUGUCUCGCGAGUGUGUGUCCGUACGUGUACGUGUAAAAGUAAAACUAUAAGACGGGGCGAAAGAUUUUUAACUUUACCGUGUACCGUCGGGAGAUCUGUCUUGGAUUUUAUACCUCAACGCGUGUAUCGCGUAAGAAGCUAGCUGUAAGACU